Messenger RNA from Equus caballus (horse), 6965 nucleotides. The record is from RefSeq and is a predicted model, not a curated record. NCBI's taxonomy places the organism in Eukaryota, Metazoa, Chordata, Mammalia, Perissodactyla, Equidae.
GCCAGGCGCGGAGGGGCGGCCGGCCCGCGCGCGCGCACGCACGCACGCAGGCGGGGCGGGGGCAGGCGCGCGGCCGCCUGUCGCGACAGUCGGGGCCGAGGCCCAGGGGGAGGUGGCCUGUCGCGGGUCGCCCGGCUCCCGGAGGCGAGGGGGGCGCGGGCGGAUGGCGGAAGGCGCCCAGCCGCAGCAGCCGCCUCAGCUCGGGCCCGGCGCCGCCGCCCGGGGGAUGAAGCGGGAGUCGGAGCUGGAGCUGCCGGUGCCCGGAGCGGGAGGAGACGGAGCCGAGCCCGGCCUGAGCAAGCGGCCGCGCACCGAGGAGGCGGCGGCCGACGGCGGCGGCGGGAUGCAGAACGAGCCUCUGACCCCAGGUUAUCAUGGAUUCCCAGCACGGGACAGCCAGGGUAACCAGGAGCCAACAACAACUCCUGACGCAAUGGUUCAGCCUUUUACUACCAUCCCGUUUCCACCACCUCCACAGAAUGGAAUUCCCACAGAAUAUGGAGUGCCACACACUCAGGACUAUGCCGGCCAGACCAGUGAGCAUAACCUGACGCUCUACGGAAGUACGCAGGCCCACGGGGAGCAGAGCAGCAGCUCACCCAGCGCGCAAAAUGGCUCUCUCACGCAGACAGAAGGGGGAGCACAGACAGACGGCCAGCAAUCACAGACACAAAGUAGUGAAAAUUCAGAGAGUAAAUCUACACCCAAACGACUCCAUGUCUCUAAUAUUCCUUUCCGCUUCCGGGACCCGGACCUCCGGCAGAUGUUUGGGCAGUUUGGCAAAAUCCUAGAUGUAGAAAUAAUCUUUAAUGAACGCGGCUCUAAGGGAUUCGGGUUCGUAACUUUCGAGAAUAGUGCUGAUGCAGACAGGGCCAGGGAGAAAUUACACGGCACCGUGGUAGAGGGCCGUAAAAUCGAGGUGAAUAAUGCUACAGCACGUGUCAUGACCAAUAAGAAGAUGGUCACACCAUAUGCAAAUGGUUGGAAAUUAAGCCCAGUAGUUGGAGCUGUGUAUGGCCCCGAGUUAUAUGCAGCAUCCAGCUUUCAAGCAGAUGUGUCCCUAGGCAAUGAUGCGGCGGUGCCCCUAUCAGGAAGAGGGGGUAUUAACACUUACAUUCCUCUAAUCAGUCUCCCUUUAGUUCCUGGCUUCCCGUACCCAGCUGCAGCCACCACGGCGGCCGCUUUCAGAGGAGCCCAUCUGAGGGGCAGAGGGCGGACAGUGUAUGGCGCGGUCCGAGCGGUACCUCCAGCAGCCAUUCCUGCCUACCCAGGUGUGGUUUACCAGGACGGAUUUUACGGUGCUGACCUCUAUAUAGAAUCUGCAAACUGCUUCAGAUCAAACAGGGUGGAUAUGCAGCCUACAGAUAUGCACAGCCUGCCACUGCGACCGCGGCCACAGCUGCUGCAGCCGCUGCAGCCGCUUACAGCGACGGUUAUGGCAGGGUGUACACAGCCGACCCCUACCAUGCCCUUGCCCCUGCCGCUAGCUAUGGAGUUGGCGCUGUGGCGAGUUUAUACCGAGGUGGCUACAGCCGAUUUGCCCCCUACUGAAGUGACGUGAGACCCUGCAAAUGGGACAGCCCCCCAGUUCAUGAGGCCUGGCUAUUGCAAUAUUUACUAGUAGAGGAACUCUAUAGCAAGAUGAAGAGGAAAAACAAACAAACAAAAAAAACACAAAAAAAGAGAGUACUUUUUUAUACCUCACUAUGUUCUUUGAAUAUGUAUUUUUCCUUUAAAUUUCUGCCUUUAAUUCUUUUGUUCCAAAGAUUGUGCAUUUUUUUCUUUUUUUUUUCUUUUUUUUAACUGUGGUAAAAAAAAAAAAAUAAUGCAUUUCCAUGUCUGUAUGUCCGUGCUUAGCUUAUUCUGUCAGUCACGGAAGAGGUGGUUACUGAGGAAGAAGAGAGAUUAGGAGCCGAUAAAUGCAUCUGAUCAGAAAUCAGCAGACAGAAUACCCAAAGUCUGUCUAGUGCUGAAUGGCUGGGGGACAAGCAGAAGUGCAAGAGAUCUUUCUGCAACAGGACGUUCUUCUAGUCUCCUGAGUUUCUGGUCUGUGGCAGGCAGUUCUGCUUGGCUGUGGCUGGAAUCCACAUGCUGAUAGAUGAUAGGAAUUUGUGCUUGCACAGCAGGAGGAUUAAAAAGACACUUUUCCUCUUCUCUGCCCUCCUGUCUUCUCCAUUCUUUUUACAAUCAUCUUACAUGCACAGCCUGAGACAGUUGGCAUAGUUUUUGGAAUUAUAGUAUUAAUAUUUCCAAACGUGCUCUCAGACUGUGGGUGAUAAACACCUCAUUAGGAAACCAAUCUCAGAAUGAACUCUGGAGUAUGCAAAAGAUCAUUCCUUUCUUUCCUGUAAUCCUGGCAUUCCUGCUGGGCUUCUUCCCCUUUGAUUGAACAGCAGCAUAGCUCAUCUAUCCUUUUAUUAACACCCUGUCCCCAUGUCCUUAAGAUUCAGGAAUUUAGGACCCAGGGACAAAGGAAUAAAUUGCCAGCAGCCAGAUUUCCCCCAGGUGUUUGGGCAUAGCUUGAGGAUUAGAAGAGCCAAUAGAAGAGAGCAAGGAAGAGAAAAGGGAUAUUAGAUGAUGUCGGGCAAGGCACUCUGAUAUUCCUUAUCUUUCUCUUGCAUCAAAAGUCAGUACAAAGUAUAAAACAUAUACUAAAGACUCUGUUGACAAAAGAUGAAGCGCCGAGUCCUAGAUCAGCUGUCCCUGGAAGUUCUGGUGAUGAGGGCAUGAGAGGUGAGGCUAAGGCACUUUGUACUAGCUCCAAAGCCAUAGGAAUCUUCAUCCUCCAGAGCCUUUAGAAAUCACUUGUCUGUCCACAGUCUUGAGCCCUCAUGGCCAUUCCACCCAGCUUCUCAUUCUUCUCCAAAGACACCCAGCUGAGCACCUCGACCGCUUGGUAUACAUGAACACUACAGGACGUGAAACACAGCCCCUGAGGUUGCUCCCCUCCUCUAUUGGAAGGAGGGUCUGACAUGGCGAGGAUCUUACAUGUUGCCAGAAAGAAGAGUCACAUGGUGGCCACAGCAGUGAGUCCCUGCUACUGCUCCCUGGCUUCAAUUUCAUGUAUAUUACUGCGCUAGGGGAGAAAGUGUUUCUCUUCUAGCCAUUAGCUAUUAAUGAUAAGGGCAAGGGUCCUGCAGCAUUUCCAAAAUGAAGGCAUUAGGAAAUAGAGAAGCACGGUCUGUUUGGCUCCCUGGUCUAUUCACAUUGGUACUGGGUGACCUUUCACCCAAGGAUAGCUGCUAAAGGGAGUAAUUCAGAGACAUGGAGCUUCUGGUUGGUUAUGGGUUUGUUUUUGCUUUGUUUUUUUUACUCCUGCCUCCACACAUGUUCUUGACUGAUAACUGAUUCAUGUCCCUGAAUUAAAAUGACUGACAUAUGACAGCAUCAAGCUUUCUUUGUAAGCAGACUGAUAUAUCGGGGAGGGACUGGCCUGUCUUCUCCCCCUUCAGAAUGCUCUGUCUCCUAAUAGCUGGGAGAGAGGCUGUCCUUGAAGCUAGGUGAGACAUCAAGAAAGCUGGAGGCCUCGAUGCAAUUCUUACUGAUUCUGGGAAGCAGUACGUAGAAUAGGGGACACCAGACUGCCCGGUCCACUGGCCAUUUUUUAAGGGUUCCCCUCCCCAAGCCAAAGUUUGGUUUGUUGCUGUUAAGACAAUUUUUGUUGUAUGUAUAUAAAUAUUUUAGUUAGAGGAACGGGGAGUGGGCUGUGGCACUUUCGCAGUUCUAGGGAAUGGGGGCAAGGAGGGUAUUUUUCUUUCUUUUGCUUUUGUUUGGAGGGAGAGCUUUUGCUGACUAAAGAAACAGAAAUUUCAUGUCAUGUUUAAAUAGAGGCCAUUCUCACAAAACGACAAGCCACCACUCAGUGGUGACAAGGCCAAAUUCUAAAUGGUUGUAUUCAUAGCAGGGGAAGAGAAUAGGGCAAUGAGUUUAAGAAUUUUCUCUUCUUUUUUCCAGAAAGAGAUAAGGAUGAUGGGAAAGGAGAGAAGGCAGUUCCCACAGCCCUUUUCAAAGAGGCCGGAGCAUGAGCUCGAGGUCGCUCUUGUGCGUUUCAGUUCAGCUGGCUCUGGCUGAGGCCUCCACGGGCAAGCUGUGCUUCCAGUGGGCUCGGCUGCAUUUCCAGGGAUGGUUCUAAUCACACUGCUUCCUCUAGCGCCCCUUUCUGAGAAAGACAAAGUAGAGUUCUGCUUUUGUUAAAGGGCCUUUGGUUCUUGGUGUCAUCACUAUCGGGCUCCCCAUCAGCUCUUGAGCUUUGAGACUCCAGGCAGUCAUCUUCAUCAGAGGCAGGUGUCUCCAAGCAUCCGUGCUUCUAUAUUCCUGACUUUAGUUCCCCUUGGACUAAACAGAGGCAGAAGAGAGUUUGGCACCUUGUGAGUUCGAUAGAGGAUGCUGGUUGAUAAUUCCAGAAAACUUAGUAAUGCUGAAUCGCAGUGCGUGGAUGACUCGAGACAGCUUUGCAGCGUAGCGUGACACGGACUUUCUGUAGUAAGCGUCUUACUCUUAGAAGCUGGGCUCCUUUAAGGAGACCUCUAGUGAACACUUUUAUCUAAAUACCCCUCAUUCGGCCCAGAGAUCUGCCCAUAGGUCUUUUCCAGAACUCCCUGUGUUACAUAGUUCAGCUUCUGUUAACCCAGAUCAGCCAUUGUGAUUCAUCGUUUUUAAGGCUCAGGUUUUACAAAACCUACUGUCACCAUCAUCCUCCAACAGCCACAAUCGGAAUUGAGCCAAUUUUAUUUCCUUGAAAAAGAAGGGGACUGGGGCUCCGCUCUCAGUUUAAGGGGGCUGGUGGAGAGCUGCCCGAUAGAAAUCGAGGACAGCGGCUUCUCCUCCCAGUGUGACUCCUCAGGGGCCGAUGUGCUCUCAGUUUAGAUCAUACUUUCCUAAAGAGAGCAAAGUCGGUGAAUCCCCGCCACCCUGUAACUAGUCACGCAGCUUCCACACGAGGGCGUUGUCAGCUCGGGAUGGAAGCAGACCCAAGGAGCUACACGAAGGGCCCGCUGACCCCCUUCCCUCUGGCAGGAGAGCAAGGCGAGCAAGGGGCAGUCCGGAAGGCUCUCAGACCCGGGAGGAGGCGCGGGGGAGCUGACUGAGCCCUCCCCUUUCGCCAAGUCCAGCGCUGCUCUGCUGCUUGCCGCCCUCUAGCAGAGGGACAUUUGCAGAAUUGCAGGUUCUAUUCCCCCAGAUAAUAGGAGGAAAGGGACUUCGGGGGGUGGGGAAGGGGUAGUGGUGUUUUAAAAGCAUAAGUCACCUGUUUGCACUGUUUUAAGAUAGGAGAAAAAUAGUGGGCAAGGUGAGCAUCAAUGUAAAUUUGUGUGUUUUUAUUUUGUCAUGCUCUUGAAACUGUUGACCAUGUGUAGUAUACACCAGUGAAACUUGAUUCUCUGUUGCAUAAAACACUAUCUUUUGGAAAUGUUACUGUCCAGAAGCCUCCUCCCUCCCUUUCCCUUCUCCUCUCUACUUCCUUCAUCCUUGCUUUACUGAUCGGCCAGGCCAUAACCAUCCGCGAGCUGGACCCUUUCCAGGUGGGCUCUGGUCCUAAGCCAGUGUGCACCCUCUGGGUUAGUGAGUGCAGGAGAGUCCCCGGCACCUGUCUUUCCAGUCAGGCUUACAGACCAGACUGCAGCGAUUAGCAGGUUCCUCCAGCAGAUGCACUAGGGCCGAGGAGCCGAGGGCGGCGGGACUCCUCGAGCAUUGCCUUCGGCUGUGGCAGCUGAGUUCUCAUGCACGUUACCGGAACUGUAGCCAGCUACAGUUUACUCAGGAAAACGGUCGAUCACUUCAGCCAUGGUAGUGCUGGUUGGCAGGGCUUGGUAACUGAGAGAACUGCUCGUCAGCCGAAACUCCAACCUUGCCUUCAAGGAGGCUGCCAGCGAGGGAUUCGGCCCCUCCGUCUGGUUGUCACGUAUGUGCCGGUGUCGUGAGGGCCCAGCUCACACUGGCAAGGGAUCACGGAUUCUCUUUUCCUCCCACCCUGCCCCUGUUACCAACACCAGAUUCCCAGGGGGUACGUGAGUUUUUGAAUUUUUGAAAAAUGUUUUUUGGUUUGGCUUUUCUGGGGACUGAUAAGUGCUUUAAGCAAUGUCUGCACCCCAUCAAGACUCCCAGCUUAGUCAUUCUCCUCUAUUUUUCUGUUCACAGUAUUUUGGUGUGUGUGUGCUCGUUUUGGCAGCUCAUUUUGGCUGUAUUAUAUAUCGAGUGAUGAAUUGAUCCUCUUUUUCUCCCUACGGGAUAUGAAUUGUUUUUUUCUUGUGUUAUAAUUCUGCUUGUGACUAGCUGGAGCAAACCUGGGGCUGGCACACGUAAGCUAGGGCUGCAAAGGGCUAAGAGAACCAGUGGGGUUUACUUGUCCCUAACAGGCCGACCUACCUGAAUCUCUGAGCUUUUCAGUCCAAAUCUUUGCAAGGCUAAAAACGCCACAGAACCUCCUCUGCUCCCCACUCCCCGUGGCAGGGACUAAACCAUCCCUACAUGCAACGUGCGGUCUCUCCGGCCCCUCCCAUUGCCGUGGCAAACAGGUACCUUUGGGGCGUGGGGGCCUCACAUGGGAUGCUUGUAUAAUUGACCACCUCGCCUUUCCUACCCCCUCCCCUCCUCCCCAGAAUCGCUUCCUAGGACCCCCGAGCUGCUUGCCCAGGGUCCUGUUUCCCUGCAGACUCCAGAGAAGCACCCAGGGCUUUGUGACAGUCUCUCCUGCCCUCCCCUCCUCGUUAAGAAUCAUAUUGUAUAGUAGCUUUCAGACCAUACAGUAUUCAUUGGGUUACUCCUCUUAUUAUCAAGUAGCUGGAAUUGUGAAGGUCGGAGUAGUUAGAUCUUUAGCUUUUAUUCCUUAUUUUUUGUAUUACUAUCCAUGUGUAUAAAUUAUUGAUCAUGUUGCUGGCUUUUAUAAACUCUAAGCGAAGGAGGAGCUCUGCCUCUGCCUUUGCGAAUGGUAAUGAAGCACUGUUUUUAAAUAAAAGAGAGAAACACCA